AUGGACAUUAUCUCUAGAACACCCGAUGAAGUAAAAGCCGAAGCCGCUCGGUUCGUCCGCGAAGCCUGGGGUCUGCAAUUCGCGGCCUACAUCGUCGUUAUCCUCCGAUAUUUCAGCAGAAUCCGCCAGCUAGGAUGGCGAAAGUUGGCGUUGGAUGACUUUUUUAUGUUUGCCGCUUUGCUCAUCUACACAGCCGAAACAACGGCCGCCUACUUCCUCGUCACCACCUUCCACGGCCUAGCCAACAACGCCAUGACCGACACCCAACGCGCCCUUCUCUCCCCCCAAAGCGAAGAAUACCGGCUCCGCAUCCUCGGCUCCAAAACGCACGUAGCCGGCCUCCUCCUCUACACCACGCUUCUCUGGCUCCUCAAAGCGUGCUGGUCCGUCUACUACGCCCGCCUGACCGUCGGCGUGCACAACAUGCGCAACUGGAUCAUCGGCGCGUACAUCAUCAUGCCGGCGUCGUACAUGGCGUGCGUGUGCGUGGCCGUGUUCAAGUGCGUGCCGUUUGAGAAGCAGUGGCAGAUAUACCCGGAUCCGGGCAACAAUUGCAUGCCGGCGGUGAGCUUGUUGCAGACGGUGUUUGUGAUGGUGAUGAACACGGUGACGGAUUUUUACCUGCUGGCGAUUCCGUUGCCGAUGGUGUGGAAGAGUAAUCUCACGUGGAGGAAGAAGUUCUUUUUGUUGCUGAUGUUCUCGGGCGGGUUUGUCGAGAUGGCGUUUGGGAUUCUGAGGUGUGUGAGUAUUCUGACACUGGGGAAUACGGAUCCGGCGCAGAGCGGGUAUUGGUCUGUGAGGGAGAGCUUUGUCAGUUUUGUGUUGACGAAUAUGCCCAUGGUUUAUCCGUUGGUCAAGAGGUUUUUGGAGAAGAGCAUCAUCUCGCUGAGCGGAGGGACAUCGGGGAACCACCAGGGUGGUGUAUCGGGACAGCAUGGAUAUCCGCUGGGUAGUAAUCCCGGCAGUCACCUAGGGAAGGGAGAGCCGAGGAGCAGGGUUGUGAUUAGCAAGGGUAGCAGACACCCGUUGACGCUUCCAAACGAUACGAUAUGGGGUAGUGAAGAGAAUAUUGUGAGUUCGGAUGAUGGCAAGGCUGUGGGAGGAAGUAGGAGCUCGACGGCGAGCAGUAGGGAUAUUGCUACGACGGGUGUGAUGCCGCAGGGCAGUGGAGUAGGGCAUAAAACGACGACGUCCGUGGAGAGGAGAUCGGGACUGAUUGAGCCACAGACCUCGGGAGGGAGUGGGAAGAAGGGGAAGCAAAACGGCAUUAUUGUUACGCAUGAGAUUACGGUGACAGGAGAGGAUAGACAGGACGCGUCGACGGCAAGGAGGUGGUAG
Molecule: messenger RNA, 1338 nt
Organism: Neurospora tetraspora
Lineage: Eukaryota; Fungi; Ascomycota; Sordariomycetes; Sordariales; Sordariaceae
Exons: 2
Coding region: 1-1338 (445 amino acids)
Source: RefSeq, a predicted model, not a curated record